Molecule: messenger RNA, 951 nt
Organism: Acanthoscelides obtectus
Lineage: Eukaryota; Metazoa; Arthropoda; Insecta; Coleoptera; Chrysomelidae
Source: the annotation of a GenBank genome assembly
AACCAGUUUUGACAUAUCUUAUAGCACGUAAGUGAUCCUUAAGACAAUAAAGUGUACGAUACCUUGGGGUCCCAUGCUAUUUGAAAAAUCCUUGCAGAGUUCUCAACGUUGCCGCUGACGAUCGCCCAGAGUUUCGUGGUGGGUCUGUCGACGUCUUCUCCAACGAAUGUCUCGGUACACGUAGAGCUGGAGGAACAGACGAAGUUCUUCUUGAAAGCCGGCAAGUCGUACACGCUCAGCGUAUCGCCGAGUCAACCGAAGUACGCUUUUAUAAGUUUACGACAAAACUUCCGAUACUGUGGUGGUGGAGGUGGGAUCGGGAGAUGACAUAUGCUUGACCAUGUCCAUUCAAGACGCCAAGUGUCCAGUUUUUGACAUGUACAAAGAUAUAAAAUAUGAAGGUAUUCACCAAACGAUGAAUAUAAAAGGAGCAGUUACAAUAAGGCGUAAGGACUUCCAAGGCUCGCAAGGCUUCUUCGUGGUCCUCGUAGCGCAUCCCGACGAUACCGAAUGCGGCCAAUCGCAUUCAGCCUUGCCCUCCCCUUUAACAGCUAGAGAAAAGCCAAACGCGGACGCGAACAUCGAGACUAAAGUGACCGUACUAGUUCGCGAUGGCUUGGGCUGGAAAGGAUACACGAAGGCGGCCUGGGGAGCCAUAGGCGUACUACUGUUGCUUGCCGUCAUACUCCUUGCAAUGCAAAUGGCGCUGAACAGAUACGGCACCAUCGCAAAGUAUUGCUUCGAUGGAAAUUUCAGGGUGAUGAAACAGAUGAUAAAAAUCAAAAGCAUGUACAAUUUGAUGCAAAUAGAUAUGUAUCACAUAACCUCAAAACAGAGCGCCUUUCUAGAGGACAGGAAAAACUAUGAAAAUCAAGGAGGCCAUAAAGGCGUCCUACAAUAAAUUGAAAGAACGACUGACGAUACGGCACUUAGACUAUUCUUGUUUCUGGA